AUGCGGGGACUUCUCGUGUUGAUCGUAACAGCAUGGAUAUCCAGGGUGACAUCGCAGACGCUUGACCCGGGUUGUAGCUUUUUCAACGGACAGUGUGUGUACAAUGUUAAGCUCGGACAUUCGAGUCAAUGCGACUCAGUGUCAUCGAGGGCGACCACGGAUACAAGUGCGACAGGCAGUGGUAGUGGCUCCACGACUGGAUUUCAGAGCUGCUCCUGCAAGGACAUAGACGCUCUUAACAAUGACGUUGCCACCUUGAACACAAACAUGAACACCCUACAGUCAAACUUCAACAAGCUAGCACAGACACUGAACACCACCCAACAACAGCUAUCAGGCAUGGAGACUCAGUACUCUGUUCUGAUGAUGGAGAAACAAAACCUCACGGCUGAUCUUACUCACCAUCAGCUGCUGUUGACCAAGAGCCAGGUCGAGUUGGCGAACAUGGUUUCCUCAAUGACGAUAGAGACGGACAGACUUAGGACUGAAUUGCUGUCCACUAGCGAUAAACUGACCAUUUGUCAGACGCAACUUAAUCUCCUAGAUUCACAGACGACCAACACACCAGUUUUGUAUGGGGAUUAUGUGAGUCACUACUGUGGGUUUGAGGACUUACACAACUGCAACUACACGUUGGACACGUGCACAAGCAGUGAGGUAGAAUGUUGGCACAGAGGCACGGGAAAGCAGGAUGUGUACUCCGGACCUGUCGAAGACCAUACAUACGGCUCCCCAAAUGGACACUACAUGUACAUCGACCCCACCCUGAAACCCUUCCAUGCGUCAUCUUCACCCUCACCCGACGUGACCCCGAGAAAAGCGCGAAUGACGUCACCGGAACUUCCUGCAGCUAACGAGUAUUGUGUUCGAUUCUGGUACACAAUGAAUGGUGCAAAUAUCGGAACGCUUAAUGUUUAUGCGCAGGUCGGUGGCGGCGACGGAUACCCAGUAUACACGAUGACCGGAAAUGAAGACGAAUAUUGGCAUAUGGCCCAAAUUUCCCUGGACUCCGAGUAUACUGCACAGCCUAUUAGGAUCGUGUUUGAGGGGACCACAAGUUCCUACUACACACUCACACCGUUAUAUCCCUAUCCUUCACGCCAAGACAACUAUGAUACACUUGGUUUCAUCUCCUUCGACGAUGUGUACAUCUACAACACCUCAUGCUCAGCAAUCCCCGACUGUCCAGCGGGAUCCAGAAAGUUAGUCCAAGGAAACGUAACCUCUUGCUAUUCCUUCCACAUCACGCCUCGCUCCUGGUACGAGGCAGUUGACGAAUGUAAGUCAGAAGCAUCCAACGGUCACCUCGUCGGCAUCAACUCGGAACUUGAGCAGCAGUUCCUCGUAGAUGCCAUGCAGACAAAUGCCGCUUACACAACCGCUGGCCAACACGGAUGGUACACCAGUGGAAAUGACGAACGGACGGAGGCCAGCUUCAUGUGGACAGAUACCGGCUACCCCUACAGUCUCAACUACACAGACUGGCAUGCCGGGCAGCCGAACAAUGUUGGUAACGCCCAGGACUGCCUGCUUCUACAGUAUCAGAGUAGCGAUUACGAAUGGGGAGAUGUCGACUGUGCAGACAAGCAUCCUUUUAUUUGUGAAAUGCAUGUCUGAGAGUGGUAUUAUAAAACUUGCAAAACAG
Messenger RNA from Mya arenaria, 1645 nucleotides. Its product is annotated as MAM and LDL-receptor class A domain-containing protein 1-like. The transcript is spliced from 9 exons. The coding region runs from base 1 to 1617 and encodes 538 amino acids. The record is from RefSeq and is a predicted model, not a curated record. NCBI's taxonomy places the organism in Eukaryota, Metazoa, Mollusca, Bivalvia, Myida, Myidae. Gene Ontology annotation, cellular component: membrane.